Molecule: messenger RNA, 3315 nt
Organism: Phaeoacremonium minimum UCRPA7
Lineage: Eukaryota; Fungi; Ascomycota; Sordariomycetes; Togniniales; Togniniaceae
Product: putative cellular morphogenesis protein
Exons: 2
Coding region: 1-3315 (1104 amino acids)
Biological process (GO): positive regulation of establishment of bipolar cell polarity regulating cell shape
Cellular component (GO): plasma membrane of growing cell tip
Source: RefSeq, a predicted model, not a curated record
AUGGAAUCAACAGCAGUGGCGUUGUUCAACCCGAAUACCUCGCAGAUCACACCCCUCGCUGGACUCUCAGGCCAGGUCAACGCCUUGUUCUGCGACAACGACAACAACACGGUGUACGUUGGCGGAAACUUCAAGGGAGCGGAAUCCACGAACGCCAUCGCCUGGGUCGGCACCCAAGGCUGGACAAACCUGCCGUUUGCUGGCUUCAAUGGACCCGUCACAUCCAUCACCAAGGCCUCGAAUGGCCACAUAAUAUUUGGCGGCAGCUUCACAGGGUUGGGUAAUGCAAGCGCGCCGAGUCGGCCUGAUGAGCAGAUCAUCAAUCUGUCGUCUGCCACGAUCACCUCGGGCUCCUCAACUACCCAGUCAGGUUUCAGCGACCCGAAGAACAUCAUCUGCAAGACUAGCGGCGCCGAUGGACAGGGCAACACUUGGCUCCUCCAGGACAACGCCGCCGGCUUCUGGCAAGCGAAGAUGGAAUUUGGAUAUCAGCCUACCAAGCUUCGCAUCUACAACACACAUCAAGAUGGCCGUGGGACAAAGACUUGGCGAUACACCGCCUUUCCCAUAAACGGCAUCAUGAACUUCACAUAUAUCGAUCCGUCAACAGGGCAAAAUCACUCGUGCACGAGCGAAUGCCCUCUAAGCGAUGAUACCAGCGUCGAGUUUCAGGACUUCCAUUUCGUCAAUGUGAUUGGGAUGAAUGGGUUUCGAAUUGAUAUUUCUGAUUGGUACGGCAGUGGCGGUGGUCUGAAUGGUAUCGAAUUGUUUGAAGAUGACAUCUUUGCCUAUGCAAUCAACGAUUUCAAUGAGCCGACUUGCGCCAGUCUCGAGGCACCCUCAAACGCGACUCGCACAGGCCCGUGGACUGUAUCGCCUUCGCAUUCAAGCAUGUCCCAAUACUUGACCGCUCAACUUGAGGGUACAAUUGACGAAUCAUCAGCUUCGGUUGUAUUCACGCCUGAUAUCAGGGAGUCUGGCAACUAUUCCGUCAACUUGUACACUCCCGGAUGUCUCCAGGAUGGCACGUGUGAUACACGUGGACAGGUUGAUGUCACUGGCAUCAUGUCAACCACGGACACCAACCCACUAAACACCUCUCUCUAUCAGACUAACAACUUUGACAAGUAUGAUCAGAUCUACUUUGGCUAUAUCGAAGCUAGCUCAAGCUCUUUCAAGCCGACCAUCACCAUGACCCCCAAGAGUGGCCAGUCGAUCACCAACAUGACAUUUGUCGCCCAACGUGUCGGUUUUACGCUGCUCAACACAACCGGCGGUCUCAAUGGCUUGUUCGAGUACGACCCGAGUAGCUCUGUCGUCAACACCACGGAUUUCCAAACCUCGACUUUCGACAAGUUGGGCAUGGGCUUUUCCGCAGGGUCGGCUGUCAAGGCCCUCGCAACCUCGGGCGACGUGACAUAUAUUGGAGGAAACUUCACAUCCACCAAGGCAAAAAAUAUUGUGUCUGUCAAUGCUCAGGAUGCCUCAGUGCAGACUCUUGACGGUGGUCUGAAUGGGCAGGUCUUGUCGAUGUACCUCAAUGGGUCGAGCCUCUACGUGGGCGGCACGUUUGACAAUACCCUGGACAACGGCGCUACUGGACUCAAUAACUUCGCUCUCUUUGAUACAUCCAAAAGCUCCUGGACUGCCCUUGGUGCUGGCGUGGACGGUCUUGUGCGAUCCGUCGUUCCACUAACCAUGAACGUCUCAAGCGCAGAGCCCGAGCUUGUUAUCAGCGUCUCCGGCGACUUCUCGCGAUUGCUCGCAUUCAGCAAUAACCAAGAUGUAGCAGCUGAUGGGUUUGGUGUCUGGGUGCCCUCUCAGAAUAAUUGGCUACGAAAUUUGGACCUUCCAGUUGAGUCAAUUGAUGGUAUCCUGUCAAGUGCGAUCCUCGAUAUCACAGGCGGCGCGCUAUAUGCAGGUUCUCUAUCGUCAUCAUCCUUGAGCGCCAACGGCGCUGCUACCAUGACGGACAGUUUUGGCAGACUCCCAGUCAAUAUCCAGUCUCAGACUGCCGAGUCCAGCACAGGCGUUACCAAGAGGGACACCACAAGUGAAAGUUCCGUAUCAGGCAUUGUUACAGGAGCAUUCUACAAUGAAGGCGGUCGAAAUGUCACUAUUCUUGCAGGUCAUUUUUCUGCAACCGCCACCAAUGGCUCUACCAUACAUAACCUCCUCUUUCUGAACGGCUCAAACAGCGACAAUGUUUCCGGUCUUGGCUCGGAGAUCUCAGAGAGCUCAAACUUCGUUGCUCUGGCUGUCCAAGGAGAUAAUCUCUUCGCUGGUGGCAAUGUGACCGGCACUGUCAAGGGCGGAAAGGUCAGCGGGCUCAUUUCAUUCAACCUCCUUGCAAACGCCUACAAUACCCAACCGCCAGCCUUGUCUGGUGGCAACAGCACUGUCAGCUCCAUUCAGGUCCGACCAAAUACCGGCGAUGUUUACGUUGGUGGAUCCUUCACAUCGGCUGGAUCGCUUGGCUGCCCAGGUGUUUGCUUCUUCAGCACCACCGCAGGCCAAUGGAAUCGUCCCGGCCUUGACCUUGCCGGUACAGUCAACGCUCUAAUGUGGUCAUCGGAAUCAACACUAGUGGCCGGAGGCAACUUGACCGUCAGCCAGUCCAACGUCUCUUAUCUCGCUUCGUACGAUGCUAAGAAGCAAACCUGGACGAGCUUCUCGGGUGCCGAGCAGCUACCAGGUCCUGUCGAUGUCCUCACUGCUGCAUCUUCCAACGGAAAGGAGGUGUGGGUGGCAGGCACUGUCAACUCCAAUGGCUCGGUGUACUUAAUGAAAUACGAUGGAUCCAACUGGAACACGGCGGGCGCGACACUCGACCCUGGUACGGAGGUCCUAGGCCUGCAAAUGUUUUCUCUUACGUCGAAGCACGACUCCACCCCAAUCGUGGACUCGGACCAGGUCCUGAUGUUGACCGGUCGUAUCAUGAUUCCAGGCUUCGGCAGUGCCAGCGCCGCCAUGUUCAAUGGUACCACCUUCCUCCCAUAUGCGCUAACCACCAACACGGGCAACACCGGAGGCACCAUUUCAAGAUUCUUCACGGAGAAGUCAAACUUCUUCUCAAGUAAAGGUGGCCAUCUUUCACUUGCAGCAGUUGUGCUCAUCGGUCUGGGCAUAUCGCUAGGCCUGAUGUUACUGAUUGUCGUCCUUGGCCUGCUAUUAGACCGACUUCGGAAGAAGCGUGAAGGUUAUGUUCCUGCUCCAACUUCGAUGUAUGACCGGGGCAGCGGCAUCCAGAGGAUACCGCCCCACGAGCUGCUCGAAUCGCUAGGGAGAGGGAGGCCUGGUGCACCACACGUUUGA